Molecule: messenger RNA, 6976 nt
Organism: Oncorhynchus mykiss (rainbow trout)
Lineage: Eukaryota; Metazoa; Chordata; Actinopteri; Salmoniformes; Salmonidae
Product: methyl-CpG-binding domain protein 5
Cellular component (GO): chromocenter; nucleus
Molecular function (GO): DNA binding; chromatin binding
Source: RefSeq, a predicted model, not a curated record
CCCAACAAGCUCGAUAGAAAUCGAGCAGUGGCACUUGUACGUGGGAGCGCAUUAAUCUUGAUUUUCAAAGGAAUAGCUACCCUGAACCUAGACUUAUUUCAACAUUUCUCAACACAUAAUCCUUAAAAGCUAAAUGUGGACUAUUUAAAUGCAAGGCAUGGUAUUUGGGAUAUGCUAAAACCUUAUUUCUGACUCCUGCCUCAGCAACAGACCUCUCUCUGCCUGGUCUCUGGCUGUCUCAAUUUUGGCCCUGGCUCGACUCGACUGACAUUUCUGCAAAGGGCUUCGGUUCAUGGUGUUAUUUUUACUAAAUUCUCGGGUUCCUGGGUGUCGUUUUUGUCAUCUGAAAAAGGUAACUAAGGUUGGAAUAUAUGGGACAGUGUCUGCUCUUAUCCGUUAUCAACUCUGGGAUGAUGUCAUGCUGACGGAUCCUGCAACUAUGAGUUCUAAGGUCGCAGCAGCUGCAGUUAGUGUCAGCCAGAACUCACGUCAUCAUAUCAUGACCAGAUCCAUCCAGAUUUGUCCAAUAGCAGAUUCUGUGAACUGAAAGUGAAACGUCUCCAUUGGUCUGUGAGAGAGGUAGCUUGGGCAACUCUACUUCAAGUUCCCUCAGACCACUCAUCCCAAUGUCCCCAGGACCCCCCACGACUACCAUGGCCUCCUCACAAAGACUGAUGAAAAUGGGGUUUUAAACAUGUCGGCAAUAAACAGGAUGGGGACGAAGGGCCUCAAAAGUCUGGUUCCACAGUGAACCUGUCCACGGAAGAGGCAGGCGACGGUGGGAUUGGCAGUUAGCAGUUCCGGCAGCGAAGCUGUUGUAGCUCAUCCUCUCUUGGUUGGUCAGUUUACUCCUGAGAGACCCCAGGAUGACGCACACUAGUCUGAGCGCUCUGACAGACUUGUGAUAUCUCACAUCGCAAGGGUGUAGUUGUGAGGACCUAAGGAGUGGACAAUGAACAGAACCAAGAAGGAGGGGCUGUGUGCUGAGGGGAAGCAGCCCCCGGCUGAAGUCCCUAUAGGUUGGCAGCGCAGAAUCACCCACAGCGGGGUUGUCUACAUAAGUCCCAGUGGCUUAGUCCUAGCCUGUCUGGAGCAGGUGAAGAGCUACCUGCUGACUGAUGGCACCUGUAAGUGUGGCCUGGAGUGUCCUCUCAUCAUUCAUAAGAUAUUCAACUUUGACACCGGGGCGGCUGUCAAGCAGAGGACUGUUGAGGAUGCCAGAGCCGAUGCUAAUGUCACCAAGCUGUGUAUCCACAAGAGGAAGGUCAUCACCGUGGCAACCCUGCGCAGGAGCAUGGAGUCACCACACCCUGCUCUGGCCAGUGUUGGCACUGGCGCUGCAGCUAUGGGUCCUUUGAGUCAUCAAGCAAUAAGGAACAAUAUGCACAAUGGUCCACCCAACUCUGUGGCUCUUGAUGGCAGGAAUCCCAACAAGACAGGAAUGUCAGUUUCUGGUCAACAGUACUAUAACCAUGAACUGGAUUCUCCCCCUCAGAGGGAUCUGUACUUGGGGUACAGCAGGACAAGGCUGGGGGGCAGCGAACACAGUAGCCAACAACGGUCACCCUAUCACAGCCGCCACAGUGUCCUGCUCAGCCCCUCCUCCUCCAAUUCAUGUUGCUCACAGCAUUAUGGUGAUAGGGCUCCCUCCCCAAGGACUGAACCUCUGGGGAGUCCUGACCCCAAUAUGCUUGGUUUUCAUGGAGCUUGCAGCCCAGGCUCUGUCCAUAUGAACGGUGAUCGUUUUACCCAUCUCUCACCACCCAGUAUCCUGCACCACGGCUCGCCUUCGGCCUCCCAGCCCUCGUGUGCCAUGUCAGGAAGGACUAAUGUACCAAAUUCCCCUGCCGUCAAUGCCAAAAGCCUCAAUUUGCAGCCCUCCUGCAGCUUCCCCCACGACUUUCAACACAAGCCCCAGCCUGCAUGCCACCCACAGUCGCACUUUUCCCUGUCUCAGCUCCCUCCCUGCAUCCUGCAGAAAAAGCAGGUGACCUCUGAGAAGGACCCUCUUGGUAUCCUGGACCCAAUUCCAAGCAAGGCUCCUAGCCAGGGUCCCUUAGUGCCAAACAUAUCUGGCCUCCAACACAAUGCCCAAUCUCAGGUACCACCAAUGAAUGUAAACAUCCCCCCUGCCAGUGUCCCUUUGCCCAGCAACCUGCCCUUGCCAACUGGGAAGUCUGGACCUGUUGGGCAUGGCCAUAGGGUCCAGCACCACCCUACCCUGUCAUCCGCCUCAUCCUCACCUAUCAUGUCCCCAGCACAUAUGGCUGGGCCUGUCCUCGCCAAGGUGGAGUCACCCCACCGCUCACGUUGCUUAUCCAGUUCUUCUGAACAUGGUAGCUUCGCUCACCCCACAAGGGGGCUCCAGGUUCCUUGUGGGGGUUCAAAGCCACUUCCCCGGUCCUCUCAGGCCUCCUCGGGGUCCCCUCGACCUGCAAUGCCACAAGGUUCUGCAUAUAAGAUGGACAAACUCCAUCACUUGAACGAUACCCCCAACCAACUGCCAGGGGGGAUGAACAUUGGUCUAAGCAGGCAUCCCAACUCCAUGUACCGUCCAGCUCCCGGAUCUGAUAGUAUCAUUCAAAAGAAUCACUCGGUAGGAAUGCCCCUUAACCAGAUGUUAGAUCAGCAGAAUCCUGCUUCCUUCCCAGCAAGUAGUCUACUUUCAGCAGCAGCGAAAGCACAGCUAGUUAAUCAAAACAAACAUACCGACAGCACAUUGGGUGCAGGCGCAGAGGCUCGCAGUGGCAGCAGUUUGGGACACCCAGGGCUAGUUGGUGGAGGAAGAGGUGGGAACCUAGAUGGACACAGCACUUUAAACCAGAGAUAUCUACCUAAUCCUGGGCCGUUGGCGAGCGAAUUUCAAAGCGGAAGAGCAGCACUAAGAGACAAACUCAUGGGUAUGGUUCAGCAAAGAGAGGCAAAUCGCAAGCGCAAACUGUCCAGUGAUGGCAGCAGUGGUGGCAUCAACAAUGACAGGGCUUUCGACGUGCUCAAGCAUCCGAUGGGUGGCUCUGGAUCUAGUUCAUCUAGCUUUCCAGAGACUUUGAGGAGAAUGUUGCAGCAGGGUUGUUUGCCCCCAAACACCUCCAUGGCCCAGCUACUCCAGUCCAUGAGCCACCAAAGUGCCCACAAUGAGCCAAGCCACGUGGGCCAAAGCCCGGCCAAAUCUGGCAAAUCUCCCUUCUUGGAGGAAGCUUUGCCUCAGAUGUCGACUUUGCAGCAGAGCUUGCAGGGGCAUCAAAUCCAGGGCAGAGCGAAGAUCCGUGGCUUCCAGAACAUGAACAGUGAUGGUCAGAUUUCAGGCCAGGAUCUAAACAUGGAGCAGUUCAACAGGCCAAUAAAUCAAAUGCAGGACCCCACCUUAACUGGAAACUUUGGGGUGUUGGGUUACAAUGGUGGACAACAUGCAGCCAUGGUGUCGAUGCAGGGAAACCCAAACCCUCACCAGCAGCAGCAGUUUGGACUUUAUCAGAAACCAUCCCAGGCGCAAGGCAACCCCCACUUCAGAGGCAGGGCAGGAUUGCCUCCCAUGAUGUCCAAUGGCGGGGUCCAAGCCCUCUCUGAGUCAGGUGAGGUCAGUAGUUCUCUGAGCUGUGAGCUGAGGCAGGCCCGAGAGGAGAGUCUUCAAUCUCUCAUCAGGAACAGCCAGGCCCAUACACUGCAACAACAGAGACUGCAACCACUUGUUCAGGGCCAACAUCAGGGUCUGACCCAGGGUCCUGGUCAGCACUACAUGCAGGGCCAGCAGCAGCAUAGAUUCCAGUGCCAAGGCUCCCACCCUGAUGCCCCUCUCCCUGAUGAUGCCUCCUCCAACCCCAUGAACAGCCUCCUUCAGAGCUUCCAGGUGGAUUUGCCUGAGACGAUUCCACUGCCAAACAGAACUAUGAUGAGUCGACCGGGGAUGAUGUCCAUGUCCCAACCCGGUGCCCCUUGUCACCAGAACAGUCAUCAAGAAUACCAGGCUGCCGAGGACCUUCCAGGUGGUGGGGGAGAAGUUAUUGAUACCAUCCACAGGGCAGCGAUGGGCACGGCCAGCAAGAGCGCGUUUAAUGUCAUCACAUCAACUGGUGCUAGCGGUACCUUCGCUUCUUCUGUUGUCGGCGAGCCUGUCGACCUCUCCCAUGCGGUUAACUCUGUCAUUCAUGGCCCCCUUCGCUCAUAUCAGGAGCCAGUGCUAGAGCCCCGACACCAACCCAAGGUGGGUCGGCCACGCAAGAAGACCCCUGAAAGGAACAACAGCUUCUCUCCUGUUGCUAUGGAAGCUCCUGCCAGAUUCCGCUCGCCGCGACACGGAGCCCAGAGAAGACAAUGGGAUGGGCAGGCGGAGGGCCAGGAGCAGGCUGGUCUGUGGCGUAAUGACGAGCUCCUCCAACUGCUUUCCUUAGCCCAGAGCAGAAACGGCACCUACCCAGAGAGGCCCAAAAGUCAGGCCCAGGUCCACUUUGGCCCUCAGGACCAAACAACACUGCACUUCCCCAGUGACUUGUAUGCCCAUAUGAACGGCAACGGUAGGGUCCUCACCUCGGGAAGACUACAUUCCAGACACCCCAGCCUGUCCCCUGGUUCUUCCUCUGUCCCACCAGAGGGCCUUUUUACCAAGGAUUACAGCCACUACAACGAACAUCUGAACGGCCAACUCAAUGGGAACCACUAUAAUGGGCAUUACAAUGGGCACCUGAAUGGGAGCCUGAGCGGCGAGGAAGACCUGAGGCCUGGGGACUCUCCCUCCUCCAGUGAGGGGCUCCCGCUCCACCACAGGCCCAGAACUCCGGCCCACUACCCGGGGGAUCUACUCUGGGGCCAGGGCAAAGGCUUCCCUCCAUGGCCAGGCAAGAUUGGGAGCGAGGGGCACAUGUACUCCCCUGGGAUGGUGAAUGACAUGCAGGGAAAGGUAGAGUCAGAGAAGUUCCAGAGGACACUAACAGAGGAUCUGGACACACUACAUAAAGCAAACAAGAUAACUAGAAAUGGUCGAAAAUGGAAUAACCACCUAGAGGCUGCUAUACAGGAGGCUAUGUGUGAGCUGGAUAAGAUGACAGGCAAUAAAAGAAAAAGCCAUCAAGGGAAGGAGUCUGAAAUAUGCCUCUAAGUUACAUUAUUUGUACUCCCAAAGUAAAAUUUAUUUUCUCUGAAUAUUUUUGAUAAACAGAUUUCCUGUGUUAUAUCUGCAAAAUGACUUUGACAGUAUAUGUUUGUUCAUUUAAAAAAAAAAAAGUUAUUGUAAAGUAUAGACUAAUUUCUGUGGUAUACAGUACAUGCAUUCUGAAAUGAAGUAUUCAAUAGCAACAGUUGUAAUAUACGGUUCUGCCACUAGUGUUUAAUCUACAAUUAUGUUCAUAUUUAAAUGGUGCAAAAAGUAUUAAGCUGUUUAUUUUCUCUAUCAAAUCAUGUAAUUGAGCAUUUCUGUGUUUUACCCUUGAAUGUGUCAUUUCAAGGGUCAAAAUGCCUUAAUAGUAAGGACUGCACAUUUACAGGCCAGAAGAGAUCUGUAGUAUACUCAUUGGUUUCCUUUGCUCUGCAAAACCAUUUUAAACGACCCAAGAAAGUAUGAGUGAACUUUGAUCCGAGCCUUAUAUCCAAUGCUACAAUCCCCAGCUGCCAAAGCUAUGCCGUAUCACAAGUUAGGACUUUAAGUUUCUAUUAUUUAUCUUUUUAAUAUUCUAUUGAAUUAGUGGCCUUCAUUUUGUUCAUUUUCAUUGUUUUUUGCUUUUGUACUUUAUAAUUUAUUUAUGAAUCACAUAUUUAUUUGUAGAUAUACAUUGGUUACUUAGCAAUAAUACUAAUGAGAGUUGUACGCUCUGAAAAGCCUUAGAGUAUUAUAUAUUUUUCUCUUAAAACAAAUGAACAGCCUAUAUAUGGAUAAAUAUUCCAUCAGUGGUUUAUAAAUAUACAUUUAUAUAUUUGUGUUUAUUUAUGAAGUGUUCAAUUUUGAACACUCAGUAUGUGCAUAUAGUGUUCUUUUUUUCUUACUUGUGUCAACACUGAGUAUAUACCCACGGCCUGAAGAAAUUGUAAAAUGUUCAUUUUACUUAAUACCCUGACUCAGGAGGGGCACCUUCUGAUUAGAUCAGUCUUCUGAUUAGAUCAGUCUUCUGAUUAGAUCAGUUUUCUGAUAUGAUCAGUCUUCUGAUUUGAACAGUCUUGUGAAAAUCUGAAAUUGUAAAACUGACAAAUGUACAUGUUUGUCUAAUUUUUAUUAUUUAACAUACAAUAUCAAGUCAUCUGUGUUCAAUCCUAACAGAACAACCCGGCAUCCUAAAAUCUAAUACUCGUUUUAAAACUUGGUAACCUAGCUAUGUCAUCAACAUUAUAUGCAUUCUGUUUAUAAUUAUAUUGCACUCUUAAUCCUAAAAUUGGGGGUAUAUGAAGAGAGCCCACCACUAGUCCAUGGACAAAGUAAAUGUUUAUUUAUGUCUUCCAUUUCAAACUUGUUGUCCAUUGUAGUGAUCUUGAGUGAUUGUGUUUAAUGGAAUAAAUGUUUUGCCCUCCUUAUUGAAACAAAAUAUAUUCUAAUAUUGUUUUGGAAUGAGUUAUUUAUUGAAUGUGGUUUUAAAUGUCAUUUUUAUGCUCUUUAUUUCAAAACAUAUGGUAAAAGCUGAGUGGCCCACAUUGUUUUUGAUGGUUUUACAGUGGGAAAAGAUUUUACAUUUUUGUAAAGUAUUUUAAUUUUAAAUGUGAUAUGCAUUGUUGGUCAAUUGGUAAUGUAACAGUCACUUAGCACCAACAUCAAAGUAUCUUUUGUACUUAUAGUUUUCAGUACAUCUUUCUGAAUAGAUAACAGCUGUAGCAUUUUCCUUUCCUGCUUCUCUAGCAGAAAUGUUUUACAUUUAGAAAAGUGUGCCUGAAAUUACACGCAGUAAAAGGUGGCUAUUAUGCUUUGUUCAAAAUCUUUUAAUGGUGUUUGUUCGAAAGGGAUUUACAAAUUUGACAAAGUAUUGCAUUCAUUUUGCAAUAAAAAAAAGUAUUCUAUCAA